Penicillium riverlandense is the source of this 1167-nucleotide messenger RNA. Its product is annotated as histidine phosphatase family protein. Lineage: Eukaryota; Fungi; Ascomycota; Eurotiomycetes; Eurotiales; Aspergillaceae. The transcript has 3 exons. Gene Ontology annotation, cellular component: fungal-type cell wall. The record is from RefSeq and is a predicted model, not a curated record. Gene Ontology annotation, molecular function: acid phosphatase activity. The coding region runs from base 1 to 1167 and encodes 388 amino acids.
AUGUCACGCCAUGCACAAAGAUACCCAACAAAGUCUGCUGGAACUGGUCACCUCGAGUUCUUGGAACGGGUCAAAAACACCGGUCUCCCUCUCAAUGGAUCGCUUGCAUUUUUGAACAACUGGACCUAUUUCACCGACGAUCCAUCACGAGAUUUUGGACAAUUAACCCGAACGGGCCCGCACCCAGGCACUUUAGCAGCGGUCUCUUCAGGUGUUGAAUAUCUCGCUCGAUAUGGCCACCUUAUAUCGAGAGAACCCACUCGAGUGUGGGCAAGUGGCUCGCAGCGGGUGAUCGAUACAGCCCGACACUUUGCUUCUGGAUUUUUUGGCCCGGAUUGGGAGAGUUCCGGGAAAGCUGAACUACAGAUAAUUCCCGAGACCUUCGAACGUGGGGCAGACACCCUUACUCCGAGCAAAACAUGCCAAAAGUAUCUUGACGACAAGGAUCGACACGAUCAUGGAGCAAACAUGCUCGCGAGAUUCCAAAGUGUCUAUAUCCGGAAGAUCGCUAAUCGAUUGAUCGGGGAAGGAAAUUCCGGUCUCGGUGUUUUGACGAACUACGAGGUGUUUUCUAUGCAAGAAAUGUGUGGUUCUGAGACUAUGGUGCGAGGGUCAAGCCCGUGGUGCGACGUGUUUACGGAACAAGACUGGGAUAAUUUUGAAUAUGCCCGCGACCUGCGCCAGUUUUAUCGAGCGGGGCCGGGUAAUUCGUACGCCGGAGCAAUGGGAUGGCUCUGGCUGGAUGCGACGACAACAUUACUUAAUGACGGGCCUGAAGUUGGCACUUUAUUUUUGAGUUUUGCACACAGUGGUGAUAUUGCUCGCUUGCUCACGGCGUUGGGUGCUUUUGAUGGCGAACCUCAUCUUCCAACGACGCACGUUGUCCACGAUCGUACUUGGCGGACCUCGUCAGUCAUGCCUAUGGGCGCGCGAAUCACGUUCGAGCGAUUGACUUGCUCAUCAACCGAUACCAAAGCUUAUGUCCGAGUCAAUAUCAAUGAUCGAAUUGUACCACUGCCUUCUUGUCGGUCAGGCCCCGGUGGGUCAUGUCCACUGGACGAAUUUGUGGAUUAUGUGCGCCAGCGAAAAGAGGAAGUUGGGGAUUUUGGUGAGGUGUGUGAUCUGAAUGGGAAGACUGGAAGUAUUACGUUCUUACACCAUGAUUAA